This is a messenger RNA of Gongylonema pulchrum, 252 nucleotides long. The record is from the annotation of a GenBank genome assembly. NCBI's taxonomy places the organism in Eukaryota, Metazoa, Nematoda, Chromadorea, Rhabditida, Gongylonematidae.
AUGACUCAACACUGUCUGGACAACAAAGAGGGCAAAUGUGUGAAGCUUGCGAAACUGCAGCGAGAAGCUGUUCAGGCAACAGAAGGCCAAACCACCGCCUGCUGUGAUGGCCAAUUUGGAGGAGCCGGGCCGGAGCAGUUGACGCAACUAGGCAAAACAAAUACUGCAGUAACAAGUGGUUUCGGAUGCAAUCCAACAGCAAUUGGAGACCACAAUUACUGUCCAAAAAAUUUGCUCGAAAAUGAUGAUUAA